GAGCGGGUGCAUUUCUCCGUAUACCUACACGGCAACUGUGGCUUUCAAAUUCAUGAAACAACGAUUUAUCACAACUCAACUAUUUCCAUGAUUGAAGAUGCAUGCAUGGGAUUCUUCAAAGUUACUGCCACACAUACGUAGAUGUUGAGGGCUUUUCACCAUGUGUCAUGAAAAUUGGUAUUCGUAAAAUUAAACGUUCAGAAAUCUGGGUGAUAAAAACUAUUAGUUUUACUUCGUUACAUACUUUAUGGAUUGAGAAGUAACUCACCAAGUUAAAACCUUACAAAAUAUACAAAUACGAUCGACAUGGUAGUGUGAUUCGGGCGACAUAUGAUUUCUAAGAGUGCUCUAUACUAAUUAAACACCUGCCCCAAUUUUUUAUAUUCGAAAUAAUAUAAAGCACUUUAAUGGCUCACUUCCUACCCAGUACCAAUAGCUCCUUGCGAGCUGCAUGUAUUCUAACAAAACCCAGUCCCAACAAAUCUCAACGGUCACAUUAGGCUGCAAAAGUUCAGCUCACGACACAUAUUUAGAAACAAAAAUGUGUUCCACCUUCUUCCCAUUCGUUGUUGAACACUACUAAUAUUGCCAAAGGAUUUUUAGAUCUUAUCCAUUCCACUUCGAUGCUGAACUGCAACGAUUUAUUUCCAUCAGGAGUCCAUUUGGAGAUAAAAUGAUGAAGUUACUCUAUUUGGUUAUGCUUUCGUAUACGCUGGGCGUCUCAUUUCCACUAUAUUUUGCGCCCAAUUCUCUAGCAAGGAAGUGCCAAGGGUUCGUCUUCUGCGCAAUGUCAUUAUAUUAAUUGGUUGUUGUUGGAAUUAUAAUUUGGACAAGGGUCAAAUUCAAAUGAUCAAUACCUGCUAGGAUUACGAGUCUAAUAUUCUAGAAGGUCGGUUCAAUUCUGUUUUGUAGAAUUUUACUUAAUUCCACCAUUUUCAAGUGGUCAUCCUCAAUUUCGAUGAAUAUUAUAUACAAGCUAUGCGGCAAAACCGCUGAAAAUUUCUAUUUUUUCAUACCAAAUAUGAGUUAUGGAUUUUAAUUUUAGAAAUCGCGCCAUAUCUUAAAAACCAAGGCUUAUUUCGAAAAAGUCAAUCAGUCGAGGGCACUAGCCGGGACCUUCCCCAAUACGAUCCCGUUUAGUUUAGGUUACCAAAAUGUAUCGUCUAGGCUGUAGCUCAGUGGAGAAAUUGGUAGCCGAAAUUGCAAAAUUUUUCGGAAAUUUGAACUUACCGCCUGUACCUAGCAUUAUUUCGAAAAAAUUUUCGAGUAAAUAUUAUAGAUAAUGCGGUUAUGAACAUAUUUGCUAUUACAUACAACUUUGUGUUAUGCACCCAAUUCAUUCAGCGAAACAUUUAUGAUUUCGAAACCGAAAAAUCGGUUUUUAUUGAAUUUCUUGAAAAUGGUUCAAGAUACCAUGAAUUAGAAAAAAGUCAUUUUAAAACUUUUCGAGAGGCAUCUAAUGCACUUUACGGCAUCUCUUUACGCCCAACCGUUUUUUUGUACGAGCCCCCGACAUUUCCCAUAAGAGUGCCUGACAACAUACUAUAUGUUCCACAUAUAGCGCCAAAUGUCUCAGGUUGCCCCGACAUUUGAGCUUAUGGUGGAAAAAAUAGAAAAACAAAUUUAUUUUCUCAAAGGCGUCCAGAAACUGCAAACCUCUACACAACUCAAAGCAACCCUUGCAUUUUUCUACCUACUGAAACAAAACUACUACAUGGUCCCAUUGGCAGUCCUCGGCUUGAUUCUAUUUGAGCCUUGCACUCCGCCCUUCAUUCUGUCAAUGACGACCAGCUGUUCGGAAAUACGGUGGAACUGGUGCACCAUGUUGAUCCCCCUUCUGGAAACCUACAUCGGUUUUUGCUUCUUCUAUAUAGGAACUGCACCCUUGGCGUACAAUUUUUGCGGCGGAAUAAGCUCGCUCUUGAGUUAUAUUCAGCUACUCGAUACGUAAGAUCCGUAACCGGAAAAAUAUUUGCAUUAUGGGCAUACCUCCGUACGCCUCCCAAUGAAAACUUCCGAACUGUCUUGAACAAGGGUUUCAAUCUGUAGCAAGGUGUGCGAAAUGCAUGAGUUAAUGACAUAUGUAAAUAUGUUUGCACUCGUAAAUUCCUUAAGCCGUUAAGUCAUAUACUCAGUGUGCACAUCUUGGUAUAGGUCGUAAUCCUUCGUAAUUCGAUGGACCCUUUAAUAUUUUUCGUUUUUUAAACAAUGUUAUUAUGACGUGGUACUAAAAUCCCGUUUUUUAUAUUCAAGAAAAAUAUUGAAGGCCAAAUCCACUGCAGAGAAGGAAUCGUGCCUCCUGAAUUACCGUAUGAUUCAACUACUCGAGAAAGUGAUGAAUGCAUUUCUUAUGGAAAAGAUCGUACCUUUCAUCAUUUGUGGGGCCCCACUGCUGCAAAUUGGGGUGCAAUAUGUGGUGAUUACUAUGCAUGGGGAAAUUGCGAUGCCGAUCUUUCUCAUCUUCCCCGUAAUUCUGGUGGACACGAUACUAAACAAUAUUCUCAUUUUCACACUGGCAUCAUGGGUGUUCAAUUCGUCGGUCAAAUCACUUCAGAAGCUGAACAGGACGACAGUGAAGUAUUUUAGGCGGUCAGUGGUACGACGUAAGCCGACAUCAUGUGGAUUGGUUAAAAUCAAGCUUGGAACGAAUUUCAUCGACAGAAGGACACCACUGGUAAUACAAAAUCUUUGCCUGAAUCAGACCAUGUCUCUGAUUCUGAUAAAGGAAGGGAGAAGAAACAUUCUGGCCUAGUUCAAGCUACCGGUUAAAUAAUUUGUAGUAGCAUUAAGAUAAUAAUUAUAAUGUCUAGAAUAGUCUUAUACCUACAUUUGCAUGGCAUCCAACUACAUACUAAUACAUAUGUAGGCUAACCGUUUUUAGGGCGGUUUAUGUAUAUAUAAACUGGGCGAAUUAAAAAUGGCUCGCUAACACUUGCAAACACUUUUGCAAAGGAAAAAGCUUCUACAUACAUAAAUAAAAUUGCUUACAUAGGAGGAUAUGGAAUUAGGAUUUUUGUUAAUCAUUGAGUCCAGUAGAUACUUAAACUGAUGGACCAUACUGCAAAAAUUCUUAAAAUUGUGAGUUUCAGAAGCAAUACUGCGCUAACGAAUGCCAACAUAUGAACAAUUUUUCCUUCCUUACGCUAAACUUACUUAAACUUGAAUGCAUGCGUAUUUUCAGUUUUGGAUAACUUUUAAGUAUCUAUGUAGAUUAAUUAAUUUUAAUUUUUAAUUAAUUUAUUAUUAAUUUCUUAAUUUUUUCCAGCUACAUAGAUACAUAUGCAUAUUUAGAGUUCAAUAUUGUAUCUUUUCCACCUAUACUUAUACGAAAACGAUCAAAACGGGAUCUGGAUUAAUUUUUGCACAACAUGAUAAGGUUGUAAAUAUGUAUGUACAUAUGUAUGUACUUAUUUUCUCACUUUUAAAUGUAUUAUUUUGCCCCAAUUAUUAGCUCACCCUGCGUAGCUUUUUAGGAAUUUACUGGCCCAGAGUAAGUCUCACCGACCUGGAAUUUAAUUGUCACCAGAGCUAAUAAAUUCAUCACAAGUUGGUGACAAAUGCAACCACGGCGGUAGAGUCACAUACGUUUUUGGUUAUAAUCGUUACCCUAUUUCUAAGAAUGUACGUUAAAUCGAUUGUUAUUGCUCGCCUCAUUUUACAUGCAUAUGAUGCUUUGCAGGCAAAGUCUAAUCUUCCUCUUGCACUUACUGCGUGGAAUUGUUUGUCGGUGUUUUUAUACAUACAGGUCUGGACAUGGUAAUUAAUUCCUAUUCAAAUACAAAAACGUCCUCGUUGAGAAAAUAAUUGUUUGUCUGCAUUUUAAUACUUGGUGAUACAAUUCUAACCUCACAAUUGUUUAGUAAUUAAACAAUACCAACGCAGGAUGUUCCUCGUUAAAGAAAAAAUAAUAGAGGGAGGAAGCACCCAUCUCCGCAUCCUUUUUAGUUAUAUUUCAGACAUCUAUAAAUGGCGUUGUUGAUGAGGAUUUUUUAACCAACUUAAAAUUAACGAUAAAAAUUAAGAAAUUUGACAUUUUGAUAAAAUCAAAUUGCUGGCUAAAAUUCCAACAAAUUAAGCGCCAUGGCCAAAAUUUUUGUCCUCAGUUGUGUUAAAGAUUUGAGUAAAAUCUCUAAAUUUUACGCAAUUUUGUACUUAAUUUCCCAGUAUCCACUUUCCCAGUGUGACAAGACCGUACUGACGCCUAACGAUAUCUCCACGAGGCCAAUAACGAUCGCCUCAUACGGUCCGGAUGUCGCCCGAGCCAAGAAAUACGUCUACUUAUCCGGGGCCGCCUACUGUUUCGACAUUCCCGCCUGGACGUGUCCGUACUGUGAGAAAUCGCACAGGUUCGGGUAUGAAUUCCACUCGCUAAUUGUCAACAAGGAGGCCAACACGUUGGCUUUUAUCGCGGUUAACAAGAAGCUCAAGGAGAUCGUGGUUACGAUUCGAGGAACGCUAAAUGUCGCGAAUGUGGUGCUGGACAUUCACCCCUCCAUAUUGAGCAUUGAGACGGGGUCUAGUCCUCUCGAGAGGGGUAAAAGCAAAGGACCCGAGAUAAGGAUCCAUACAGGAAUGAUUAACGCGACAAACUCUCUCUACCCAGAAAUUGUACAAAAAUUGGGCAAGGUGUUGAAAGAAAAUGAGGACUUUGAGGUGGUUGUGAUCGGUCAUAGCCUCGGCGCAGCUGCAGCGGCUCUGACCCUUUUCCUGCUAAAAGAAGAAAUCCGACUCCCCGCAGAUUUUCCUGUACCGAAAUCCUACGCCUAUUUCGGUUACGGCACUCCCCGCGUGGGAAACCAGGCCUACGCGGACUACUGGAACGGUCAGCCAAUGCAAAUUACCCGGGUCAUAAAUAAAGCCGAUUUCGCCGCGUAUACGCCCCCUUCCCUUGGUGGGUAUGUCCAUCACGGCAAUGAAUUAUGGCUUUCGCCGACCGGGGAAGAAAAAGUUUGCUCCAAAACGGUUUACGAAGAUCCAAAUUGUGCCAAUUCCGUCGCCUCAAUGUCGAAUCUGCCAGACCAUUUGCAAUAUUGGGAUGUCGCGUAUUUAUCGUGCGCUGGAGCAGAUCCGUUCUCCACGGCGGGACAAUUCGUCAUUCCUGUGGUUUGAUGAGAAGGAUGAAAUUUGUAGAGGAAAUUGGAUAAGCAAAUUGUGUUGAAUUUGGUGUCAGGUUAUAUUAAAUCUAGUGAGAACUUUUGUUGAAUUUCUGUGUAAUAAGUGAAUAAAUAUUU
Folsomia candida is the source of this 5231-nucleotide messenger RNA. RefSeq names its product lipase. Bases 4081 to 5109 code for a protein of 342 amino acids. Lineage: Eukaryota; Metazoa; Arthropoda; Collembola; Entomobryomorpha; Isotomidae. Gene Ontology annotation, biological process: lipid metabolic process. The transcript has 2 exons. The record is from RefSeq and is a predicted model, not a curated record.